AGUUGGUUCAGAAGGGGAUGUUUCUCUAUCCAAUACAGUCUACACUCUCCGUCUCCCUGCAUGGCUCUCCCGAAGGAGGCAGGAGCCCCUCACUCCCUUCUUCCCGACUUUGCCCCAGUGGUUAGCCCCGUCCUGAACUCGGGACUGACUGCCUUCACUGUCAGCCUCACACAUCCAACCCCAAGCCCAGCCCCUGCCCCAGCAGUUGUCACCCAGGCCUCGGACUGACUUGCAAGAACACAAUGACACGUUGGGCUCGUGCUAACAACAUCCAUAAAAAGAAGGUCUUGGAAGCCACACCAUGGAGCCAGAUGAAACAGAAUGGUGGUAAUGACCUCAGUAAGACGAAAGUGAAAAACGGUCGGGCUAAAAAGCAGCAAGCCAAAGAUGGGAGAAUUCCAAACAAAUUGAAACGGAAGGAAAGUGAAUGGUAUCACAUCAAAGAAGAGUAUCAGAGUGAAGAUGUUAAUGGGUUCAUGGAUUACCUAAAAGAAACAGGUCAGGUUCUCCACAAAGGAAUAGUGGUGGCAGCAGACUCUGAAAAGUUAGAAGUUGAUGCGGCACGAGCUCUGAAGAAGGACCAGAGACGGGAGCAUAGAAGGUUGAAGAGGCAAAUGCAAAAGAAAAAUGCCAUGAUAUGUUUCCACUGCAGAAAAACAGGGCAUGGAAUGGACCAGUGUCCAGAAAUGGAUAGAGACGAAGAAGGGAAUGGAAAUGGUAUCUGUUACCGAUGUGGCUCCACAGAACAUGAGAUCCAGAAAUGUAGAGCAAAGGUUGACCCUGCUUUAGGAGAAUUUCCAUUUGCAAAAUGUUUUAUCUGUGGUGAAAUGGGGCAUCUUUCAAGAUCCUGCCCGGAUAACCCGAAGGGACUAUAUGCAGAUGGCCGUUGCUGCAAGCUGUGUGGUUCAGUAGAGCAUUUUCAAAAGGACUGCCCAGAUCAUCAGAAUACGAGUAAUUCUGUUUUAACUGUUGCCCGAUGGACUGAAGGAAUGAGUGCUGAUUAUGAAGAAAUCCCGUUGCCUUCAGAUACUCAUAAAGCAAAACCUAAAGUUUCAAAAACUGUAAAUUUUUGAAUGGAUCUUUGAAAUGAGAAUUGCAUCGAUUAGCUUGUAGGGGAAUCCUGCAACUCAUCUAAAGAAUAUUUGUGAUAACAAGACGUAGAGUUGGAUGAACACAGCAGGCCAAGCAGCAUCAGAGGAGCAGGAAGGCUGAUGUUUCAGACCUAGACCCUCCGUCUCCAGCAUCUGCAGUUCCUACAAUCUUUAAAGAUGAAGAAUAUUUGUGUUUUGAUUUAAAAAUUUGAAUGUUAUGUUGAAAUGGGAAGCGUGAAAAAAAUCAAUUUAAUUCCAGCAGGUGGGGCUAUUGUGUGUCAAAUCCAGGCCUGAUGAAAUUUAAAACUGUUCAUUGCACCUAAUUCUAAUAAAUGGUUGUAUACAAUUGUAUUGAGA
Stegostoma tigrinum is the source of this 1448-nucleotide messenger RNA. RefSeq names its product zinc finger, CCHC domain containing 9 (gene zcchc9). The record is from RefSeq and is a predicted model, not a curated record. The coding region runs from base 243 to 1073 and encodes 276 amino acids. NCBI's taxonomy places the organism in Eukaryota, Metazoa, Chordata, Chondrichthyes, Orectolobiformes, Stegostomatidae. The transcript is spliced from 6 exons. Gene Ontology annotation, molecular function: nucleic acid binding; zinc ion binding.